This is a messenger RNA of Rhea pennata, 1349 nucleotides long. It is a transcript of the gene COX15, whose product is annotated as cytochrome c oxidase assembly protein COX15 homolog. Gene Ontology annotation, molecular function: oxidoreductase activity, acting on NAD(P)H, heme protein as acceptor. Gene Ontology annotation, cellular component: mitochondrial inner membrane. Lineage: Eukaryota; Metazoa; Chordata; Aves; Rheiformes; Rheidae. The record is from RefSeq and is a predicted model, not a curated record. Gene Ontology annotation, biological process: heme A biosynthetic process. The transcript is spliced from 9 exons. Bases 9 to 1172 code for a protein of 387 amino acids.
ACUGGGGGAUGCUGCGGGCGGCGCGCAGCGGCGCGCGGCUCUUGCUGUCCGCGGGCGGCGGCGGCGCCGCUGCUGAGCGAUGGCCCCGGUGGCGGCUCCUGCAGCAGGCGGUGCCCCAGGCCGCCGCCGCCGCCCCGCGCGCCGUGGGCCGGUGGCUGCUCGUCUGCAGCGGCACCGUGGCGGGCGCUGUGGUGCUGGGCGGUGUCACCAGACUGACAGAAUCAGGCCUGUCUAUGGUUGACUGGCACCUGGUGAAAGGGAUGAAGCCCCCCAGGACGCAACAGGAGUGGGAGGCUGAGUUCCAAAAAUACCAGCAAUUUCCAGAAUUCAAAAUCCUGAAUCACGAUAUGACACUGACAGAAUUCAAGUUCAUCUGGUACAUGGAGUAUUCGCAUCGUAUGUGGGGUCGUGUUGUGGGUCUGGCCUAUAUUCUACCUGCUGUGUACUUCUGGAGAAAGGGCUGGCUGAGCCGCCCCAUGAAGGGCUGCGUUCUUGCGCUCUGUGGGCUUGUCUGCUUUCAGGGAUUGCUGGGAUGGUACAUGGUCAAAAGCGGACUGGAAGAGAAGCCAGAUUCUUAUGACAUUCCUCGGGUCAGUCAGUACCGUCUUGCAGCACAUCUCGGCUCUGCACUGGUUCUUUAUUCUGCUAGUCUAUGGACAGGGUUGUCUUUGCUGCUCCCACAACACAAGUUACCUGAGACCCACCAGCUGCUCCGCUUGAGACAAUUUGCUCAUGGCACUACAGCUCUCAUUUUUCUUACUGCUCUUUCAGGUGCCUUUGUGGCAGGGCUGGAUGCUGGCCUUGUGUACAACUCUUUCCCCAAGAUGGGGGAACGCUGGAUCCCUGAUGAUCUCCUUGCUUUCUCUCCCGUGCUGAAAAAUGUCUUUGAGAAUCCUACAACUGUACAGUUUGAUCACAGAAUCCUGGGCAUUGCCUCAAUGACAGCUGUCACAGCGCUGUACCUCUUCUCGCGGAAGAUCCCACUUCCUCGCAGGACCAGGAUGGCAGUGACUUCCUUGCUAGCUGUGGCAUGCAUGCAGGUGGGCCUGGGCAUCAGCACCCUGCUGCUGUAUGUGCCGACACCUCUGGCUGCCACCCACCAGUCGGGCUCCCUGGCCCUGCUCAGCGUGGCGCUGUGGCUCAUGAGCGAGCUCCGGCGGGUCCCCAAGUAACCGCGCUGGGGCACAAUGGCAAGAGGCUGCAGCGCCGCCACGGAGAGCCCUUCCCUCCCCGAGGGGCACCGCCGGGGGGGGCCAGCCGGGCGGGCCCCCCUCCCCGAGGGGCUGCGCAGAGGGGGCACCGGGGACCGUCGCGAGGGCAGACGCUGUCACAUAAACGAGUUUUCCACA